AUGCAAGCUCUUGAACGAUUUGGACGAACCGCAACUCCUUCAAAUAUACGUCAAUCAUAUAAUUUAUCAUACAAAAUUAUUCUGCAAAUCUGUUUUAUAUUUAUUUUAUAUUAAUUCUCGCACGAUAAAUACCAGAUUAUUGUGUUCGUUUGACUGUAGUAGGUAUCCCUAUUAAUAAAGAUUUUCAGAAUUCGUCAUUGCUAAAUUGCAGGAUAGCCCAGGCGAAAAGUGCUAGCGACCACUUACAAGAAUAUUCUGUGUUUGUGUCUAUUUUAUUCUUUCUUAUUCUUUCUUUGUAUCUCUUUUGCUGGACACAAAAUCUGUUCUUAGUUAAUCUACUAUUAUUCUUUAAAUGUUUUUGGUUUCAGGGGCACUAAACUUCAUGGUACCUAACCUUAAAUCAUGGAUUUCCACAUUUAGAACGUCAAAAUUUCUUACGCUGAAGCUGCUCAACAAUCACAAUUCCAUACACGAGAACAAGCAGUCAUAUUAUUAGACUCGAUCGAAGAUAUUUCGAUUUAAGAAUUCAAAUGAAAUUGACAACUUAUCGGCCUAUUAAAUAUUUAUAUUCUGAUUUAUAUCCAGAAUUUUUCAAGGCCGAAUUUGUUUAUACCAGGAUAGCAAGGCACAAGGCUGA
Molecule: messenger RNA, 637 nt
Organism: Heterotrigona itama
Lineage: Eukaryota; Metazoa; Arthropoda; Insecta; Hymenoptera; Apidae
Source: the annotation of a GenBank genome assembly